This is a messenger RNA of Esox lucius (northern pike), 7137 nucleotides long. RefSeq names its product mucin-3A-like. The record is from RefSeq and is a predicted model, not a curated record. The coding region runs from base 108 to 6596 and encodes 2162 amino acids. The transcript is spliced from 52 exons. NCBI's taxonomy places the organism in Eukaryota, Metazoa, Chordata, Actinopteri, Esociformes, Esocidae.
CAUCCAAAGUUGCAGGAACAACAACCACAGAGUCUUUGACAACAACCACAGCUGCUUCAACAACAGGCACAGGGGCUGCCUCAACUACAGCAUCUUAUCCUACAACAAUGACAGAGGCUACCCCCACAACCACAGCUAAUGCCACAACUUUUACAGAUUCUCCAACCAUAACUGAGGCAAUAGCAACAACCACAUCCCCUCCCACAACAACAGAGGUUGCCACAAAAAAUACUGCUGCCACCACAACAUCCCCAUCCAGUCCCACAACCACAGAGGCUGCCACCACAACUACGACAGCUGCUCCCGCAACAAGCACAGGCAUAGAGGCCCCAUUUUCCACCGCAAUUACCACAGUUGCAGGAACUACAACCACAGAGUCUUUGACAACAACCACAGCUGCUCCUAUAACUGCAGAAGCUGCCACAACAACCAUAGCUGCUUGGGAAAAAAACACUACUGCCUUCACAACACCAACAGAGGCUGCCACAAUUUCAGCUUUCAGGACUACAACCACACAAGCUUUGCCAAAAUCUGAAGCAAUUACCACUACCACAUCCACUCUCACAACUACAGAUGCUGCCAUCACAAACACAUAUGUUCCAACAACAACAGAGGGUGCCACUACAUACACUGCUGAUGCCACUACUUCCAUAGCUGCUUCAACAAGAAAUGAGGCACUUAUAUCAGCCACAUCCACUGCCAAAUCUAUAGAGGCCACCACAUUAACCAUUGCUUUUCCCACAACUACCACAUCUCCUCGCACAAUCAGCACAGCUGAUGAUGCAACAACAACUGAGAGACCUACAGUAAUCUCUUUUCUGACAGCAACCACUGCUGUAUCAACAACAACUAUUGCUGCUCCGACAACAAUCUCUGAGGCUACCACAACAGCCCCAUCAGCUGCAAUAAUAAUUACAGUUGCUCCUACAGCAAACACAGCUGCAGCCACACAAACCACAGUCAUCACCCUAAAAAAUGUAUCUGCUUCCGCAGCAACAUCUACAGCAGUUGUUUCAACAACAUAUUCUACACCUUCAGUGUCAUCUACAAUCAUAUCGGGCACAGUGUUGGUUUUGGUUAGACUCACGUUCCAAGUCAACACAUCCGUCCCCACUGCGGAAGAAGUCCUUGGGGCUGUUAAAAACCACCUUUCCAAUCAAUUCCUCCCACAAACCUACUUGGACAAUGCUAAUUAUAUCACACUUGCAAACACCUCAUUUGCCAUUGAACUUGCAUUCCAAAUUACCAAUGUAACCUUGGAGGAGACAAUGAGCCCAAAUGGUGCACUUACCUUCACCAGUGAGACUUACAACCAGAUACAGGAUUCAAUUGACAGCCUACUCUAUAAAAUUGUCAGUAAACCAGAGGGAAAACAAUUUGACCUUCCCAACGCCACGUUCACUGUUGUCAGCAAUCAAAUCAAUGCAGGUGUGGUGUAUGCAUACAACAGCGCUGACAUCAACCUUCCUAGUGCCUUUUUAGAGGAUGUUCUACAAGUGUCAGGUCUGGUGAUGAGCACCACUGCCCCAACAACCACAGCUGCUGCCACAACAGCCACAUCUACAGCGAUGUCUACAACCAAAUCGGGCACAGUGUUGGUUUUGGUUAGACUCACGUUCCAAGUCAACACAUCCAUCCCCACUGCGGAAGAAGUCCUUGGGGCUGUUAAAAACCACCUUUCCAAUCAGCUCCUCCCACAAACCUACUUCGACAAUGCAACUUAUAUCACACUUGCAAACACCUCAUUUGCCAUUGAACUUGCAUUCCAAAUUACCAAUGUAACCUUGGAGGAGACAAUGAGCCCAAAUGGUGCACUUACCUUCACCAGUGAGACUUACAACCAGAUACAGGAUUCAAUUGACAGCCUACUCUAUAAAAUUGUCAGUAAACCAGAGGGAAAACAAUUUGACCUUCCCAACGCCACGUUCACUGUUGUCAGCAAUCAAAUCAAUGCAGGUGUGGUGUAUGCAUACAACAGCGCUGACAUCAACCUUCCUAGUGCCUUUUUAGAGGAUGUUCUACAAGUGUCAGGUCUGGUGAUGAGCACCACUGCCCCAACAACCACAGCUGCUGCCACAACAGCCACAUCUACAGCGAUGUCUACAACCAAAUCGGGCACAGUGUUGGUUUUGGUUAGACUCACGUUCCAAGUCAACACAUCCAUCCCCACUGCGGAAGAAGUCCUUGGGGCUGUUAAAAACCACCUUUCCAAUCAGCUCCUCCCACAAACCUACUUCGACAAUGCAACUUAUAUCACACUUGCAAACACCUCAUUUGCCAUUGAACUUGCAUUCCAAAUUACCAAUGUAACCUUGGUGGAGACAAUGAGCCCAAAUGGUGCACUUACCUUCACCAGUGAGACUUACAACCAGAUACAGGAUUCAAUUGACAGCCUACUCUAUAAAAUUGUCAGUAAACCAGAGGGAAAACAAUUUGACCUUCCCAACGCCACGUUCACUGUUGUCAGCAAUCAAAUCAAUGCAGGUGUGGUGUAUGCAUACAACAGCGCUGACAUCAACCUUCCUAGUGCCUUUUUAGAGGAUGUUCUACAAGUGUCAGGUCUGGUGAUGAGCACCACUGCCCCAACAACCACAGCUGCUGCCACAACAGCCACAUCUACAGCGAUGUCUACAACCAAAUCGGGCACAGUGUUGGUUUUGGUUAGACUCACGUUCCAAGUCAACACAUCCAUCCCCACUGCGGAAGAAGUCCUUGGGGCUGUUAAAAACCACCUUUCCAAUCAGCUCCUCCCACAAACCUACUUCGACAAUGCAACUUAUAUCACACUUGCAAACACCUCAUUUGCCAUUGAACUUGCAUUCCAAAUUACCAAUGUAACCUUGGAGGAGACAAUGAGCCCAAAUGGUGCACUUACCUUCACCAGUGAGACUUACAACCAGAUACAGGAUUCAAUUGACAGCCUACUCUAUAAAAUUGUCAGUAAACCAGAGGGAAAACAAUUUGACCUUCCCAACGCCACGUUCACUGUUGUCAGCAAUCAAAUCAAUGCAGGUGUGGUGUAUGCAUACAACAGCGCUGACAUCAACCUUCCUAGUGCCUUUUUAGAGGAUGUUCUACAAGUGUCAGGUCUGGUGAUGAGCACCACUGCCCCAACAACCACAGCUGCUGCCACAACAGCCACAUCUACAGCGAUGUCUACAACCAAAUCGGGCACAGUGUUGGUUUUGGUUAGACUCACGUUCCAAGUCAACACAUCCAUCCCCACUGCGGAAGAAGUCCUUGGGUCUGUUAAAAACCACCUUUCCAAUCAGCUCCUCCCACAAACCUACUUCGACAAUGCAACUUAUAUCACACUUGCAAACACCUCAUUUGCCAUUGAACUUGCAUUCCAAAUUACCAAUGUAACCUUGGAGGAGACAAUGAGCCCAAAUGGUGCACUUACCUUCACCAGUGAGACUUACAACCAGAUACAGGAUUCAAUUGACAGCCUACUCUAUAAAAUUGUCAGUAAACCAGAGGGAAAACAAUUUGACCUUCCCAACGCCACGUUCACUGUUGUCAGCAAUCAAAUCAAUGCAGGUGUGGUGUAUGCAUACAACAGCGCUGACAUCAACCUUCCUAGUGCCUUUUUAGAGGAUGUUCUACAAGUGUCAGGUCUGGUGAUGAGCACCACUGCCCCAACAACCACAGCUGCUGCCACAACAGCCACAUCUACAGCGAUGUCUACAACCAAAUCGGGCACAGUGUUGGUUUUGGUUAGACUCACGUUCCAAGUCAACACAUCCAUCCCCACUGCGGAAGAAGUCCUUGGGGCUGUUAAAAACCACCUUUCCAAUCAGCUCCUCCCACAAACCUACUUCGACAAUGCAACUUAUAUCACACUUGCAAACACCUCAUUUGCCAUUGAACUUGCAUUCCAAAUUACCAAUGUAACCUUGGUGGAGACAAUGAGCCCAAAUGGUGCACUUACCUUCACCAGUGAGACUUACAACCAGAUACAGGAUUCAAUUGACAGCCUACUCUAUAAAAUUGUCAGUAAACCAGAGGGAAAACAAUUUGACCUUCCCAACGCCACGUUCACUGUUGUCAGCAAUCAAAUCAAUGCAGGUGUGGUGUAUGCAUACAACAGCGCUGACAUCAACCUUCCUAGUGCCUUUUUAGAGGAUGUUCUACAAGUGUCAGGUCUGGUGAUGAGCACCACUGCCCCAACAACCACAGCUGCUGCCACAACAGCCACAUCUACAGCGAUGUCUACAACCAAAUCGGGCACAGUGUUGGUUUUGGUUAGACUCACGUUCCAAGUCAACACAUCCAUCCCCACUGCGGAAGAAGUCCUUGGGGCUGUUAAAAACCACCUUUCCAAUCAGCUCCUCCCACAAACCUACUUCGACAAUGCAACUUAUAUCACACUUGCAAACACCUCAUUUGCCAUUGAACUUGCAUUCCAAAUUACCAAUGUAACCUUGGUGGAGACAAUGAGCCCAAAUGGUGCACUUACCUUCACCAGUGAGACUUACAACCAGAUACAGGAUUCAAUUGACAGCCUACUCUAUAAAAUUGUCAGUAAACCAGAGGGAAAACAAUUUGACCUUCCCAACGCCACGUUCACUGUUGUCAGCAAUCAAAUCAAUGCAGGUGUGGUGUAUGCAUACAACAGCGCUGACAUCAACCUUCCUAGUGCCUUUUUAGAGGAUGUUCUACAAGUGUCAGGUCUGGUGAUGAGCACCACUGCCCCAACAACCACAGCUGCUGCCACAACAGCCACAUCUACAGCGAUGUCUACAACCAAAUCGGGCACAGUGUUGGUUUUGGUUAGACUCACGUUCCAAGUCAACACAUCCAUCCCCACUGCGGAAGAAGUCCUUGGGGCUGUUAAAAACCACCUUUCCAAUCAGCUCCUCCCACAAACCUACUUCGACAAUGCAACUUAUAUCACACUUGCAAACAACUCAUUUGCCAUUGAACUUGCAUUCCAAAUUACCAAUGUAACCUUGGAGGAGACAAUGAGCCCAAAUGGUGCACUUACCUUCACCAGUGAGACUUACAACCAGAUACAGGAUUCAAUUGACAGCCUACUCUAUAAAAUUGUCAGUAAACCAGAGGGAAAACAAUUUGACCUUCCCAACGCCACGUUCACUGUUGUCAGCAAUCAAAUCAAUGCAGGUGUGGUGUAUACAUACAACAGCGCUGACAUCAACCUUCCUAGUGCCUUUUUAGAGGAUGUUCUACAAGUGUCAGGUAUCAUGACAAGCACCACUGCCCCAACAGCUACAACUGUUUCCACAACAACCACAGCUUCUGCCUUCACAACCAAUUCUACAGCUUCAGUGAUGCCUAUAACUACAUCGGGCACUGUGGUGGUUUUUGUGAGACUGCUGUUCCAGCUCAACACACCUGUCCCCAAUAAGGAUGUUAUCAUUGGGAUCAUCAACAAGCAAUUAUUUAAUCAAAUCAGGACUGUCACUCUAGCCACCUUAAAGAAUGCAACUUAUAUCCAACUUACAAAUACUUCAUUUGCCAUUGACCUUGGUUACCAAAUAACCAGUGUAACCAUGGUGGCGACACUAAGUCAAAAUGAUACAAUUACUUUCACCAAUGACACCUACAACCAGAUACAAGUUUCAGUUGACAAUCUACUCCAUAAUAUUGUCAGUCAACCGGAGGGUAAAUUGUUUACCUUUCCCAAUGCCAGCUUCACUGUGGUUGGCAAUCAAAUUAGGGCAGAUGUGAUGUAUGUAUACAACGAGGCAGACAACAACCUUCCUAGUGCCUUUUUACAGGACAUUUUAACAGUUUCAGGUAUCAUGACAAGCACCACUGCCCCAACAACUACAGCUGUUUCCACAACAACCCCCAUUUCUGCCUUCACAACCAAUUCUACAGCUUCAGUGAUGCCUAUAACUACAUCGGGCACUGUGGUGGUUUUUGUGAGACUGCUGUUCCAGCUCAACACACCUGUCCCCAAUAAGGAUGUUAUCAUUGGGAUCAUCAACAAGCAAUUAUUUAAUCAAAUCAGGACUGUCCCUCUAGCCACCUUAAAGAAUGCAACUUAUAUCCAACUUACAAAUACUUCAUUUGCCAUUGACCUUGGUUACCAAAUAACCAGUGUAACCAUGGUGGCGACACUAAGUCAAAAUGAUACAAUUACUUUCACCAAUGACACCUACAACCAGAUACAAGUUUCAGUUGACAAUCUACUCCAUAAUAUUGUCAGUCAACCGGAGGGUAAAUUGUUUACCUUUCCCAAUGCCAGCUUCACUGUGGUUGGCAAUCAAAUUAGGGCAGAUGUGAUGUAUGUAUACAACGAGGCAGACAACAACCUUCCUAGUGCCUUUUUACAGGACAUUUUAACAGUUUCAGGUUUGCUGACAACCACCGCUGCCCCAACAACUACAACCAGCACUACACCACUUCCUACCCUUUUACUGACCACUUUUUUCAGUACCACAAGUGGCAGAGGUUUUCCUGGCUGGGCUCUGGCCAUUAUCAUUCCUUGUGGCAUUGCUAUCAUUCUUAUUCCCCUAUGGAUCCUGCUAGCAUGCAUGCUAUGUGGCUGUUGUGCUGCCAUUAGGAGACGCUGGCACAGACGCAGAUCUUACCAUGUACAGUACACCACCAGAAACGGACUUUUCUGAGAGGACAACAGUCACAAAAGAAUAGCCAUUCAUCUUUCUUUUCAUCAUCACAUGAAUUAUUGUUUCACUUAAAAGAUAAAGCACUGACUGGCUUACAUCAUCUAGAUAGGGUAUAUUUAUGUAUUUAUUUAGUAAUUUCUGUGUUCCAGCUGUCCUGUCCACUGAUUCAAAUUAUAGUCUAUAUUUUAAUAAAUAUAGUUGGGGGAAAAAAUAAGAAUUAAUGCAUUUUAUUUAAAAUAUUAUUAAUUAAUUGUAUUUACAGUUCUACAAUACAGCUAUUUCUUUAUCAGUUUGAUGAACAUAAUACGUAAUAAGUAAAAUCGGUAAAAGUCAGUAGAGAGGUAAACAGAUGCUAAACUCUACAACAUUAACAGUAGGUUUGGGCAUGUAUGAUACAUAUAUUCCUUUAACUUUUUAUUCUGCAUUAUUCAUGAUUGAUUCAGUAUUAUCUAUAAUUAUGGUGUCAUCCAUAUUCAUAUAGAAGUGUUCAGAAAUGUAUUCUAUUUGUAUUUAAAAUAAAAAAUACUUUUCGUUAACCUGG